CAAUUCCAAUCGGCUCCUGGCCGAAGCAGGUGAAUGAGAGGUUAGAAAGUAUAAGAUUGGUGGUGUAAAACUGGCAGGGGCUGCAGGGGAGGCUGUUGAAUAAUUUUUUUUGCCCUGUCCUGCUGAAAAAGCAGUUAUCAUCCUGAUUACAGACUGUUGACUGGGGCACUUGUUUUGCUCUAAGAAUGUGUUAUAAUAACAUUAAUAUUAAUAUAAAAAGGUUAUUAAUAAAAUUGACCUUUUUUCCAUUUUUUAAGAUUGUUACAAGUUUAAAGAUAAUCCAGCUGGAAACGAGACAUUGCACAGUAACAUUUUAUUUAUUGUUUUGUUGCCAUUUUUUGUUAUGCUUUUAAUAUAUUAUAAUUGCAUAUACAUUAAAUAUGUAUGUGUGUAUAAACAUAUACACACAAGAGGCUAAGAAAGGUGUUGAAAAACAGUUUGACAAUGAUGUAUUCAUGAUCAUUUGAAGUAUGUUCAGAUUUGUUCAUACCAGCUUUGUAAUGCGCCACUUGUAUUCCCAUCUAUUGCAAGUUCCAUUUUUCUGCCACUUGAGUAACUUUGAUAGUAUAACUAUUAGUAGAGAAUCUGUGAUGUUUGGACAAAAAUCAUUUUCUGUUUUUUAUGUCCUCGUUGACAAUAAACACGCGCGUUGUUUUAAGAAAAAAAACACAUUUAUUUUGCAUUACACUUCAAACUUGCACUUUGCACAUCAGCUGCAGAUUAUUGUAGAACUACAUCACCCACAAUGCCGCACUAUCGCCAGCAUUAAGGAAGUGUGACAGUGAUAGGGAGACGUUCUGUUUGUUGACAUCUCUCGAGUCCACUCGCUGCACCGUUUAACCAGUUGUUUGCACAUUAUUAUCACACAUCAGAAAUCAUGGCAGGAACGAUCCAGCAGCUCAGCGAGUCUGUAGUGAUCCGCAGUCUCAAACGCUUCAGAGACAGGUACUUCCCAAACAGUGGUAGAGGUGUCAAAGAUGACAUGAAGCCUGCUACAGACACGGAAGAAGAAGAGCCACAGCCGGGAUUUUUGGACAGUUUACCGGUGGACCUACAGUUCCUGAUUAUGACCCUUCUGUCGCCUGCUGUUAUCUGCCGCCUGGGAGCCACCAGUCGGUACUGGAGGGCCAUGGUUAGAGAUCCAUUACUGUGGAGAUAUUUCCUGCUCAGGGACAUGCCCUACUGGCCCUCCAUUGAUCACGUGACCAUGCCCCAACUGGAGUUGUUGGAUGUACCACUUGUCAAUGAAGAUGAGAACUUGGAUGAUAGAAAAGAAGGGGAGGACAAAGGGAUGGAAUCGAAAUUUGACUACAUGUCAGAAUACCUGAAAGGCUGUCCAUCCUGCAGACAGCAGUGGCUCCCUUCACGACCAGCGUAUGAGCUUGUGACUUCAUUUCUUCAGUCUCUGGUGCCAUCGUCUGAACCACGUUAUGCCAUGUUUGGCCCUGGCAUGGAACACCUGGAUGUCUCUUUGGUCACAAGGCUCAUGUAUGCCCCAGAUGUGCUUCCUGUGUCUGGCACUCCACACAGACAGAUAAAUGGUGUCGGCUCAGGGAUCAGUUACAUGUUCAACAACCAACAUAAAUUUAAUAUCCUGACUCUGUACUCAACCAACAGGGCAGAGAGGGAAAGAGCCAGAGUGGAGCAGCAGAGCAUCAGUAAUAAACUUUUUACCUGUGAAGGAGCAGACGACUCAGGCUACCCAAUCUACAGCCCCGCCCCUCAGGUCCAGCAGGUGUGCCAAGUGGUGGAUGGUUUCAUCUAUGUAGCCAAUGCAGAGCCAGGGAAAGGUGGAGGGAUGUCCGAGGUGGCUCAGAUCCGGGCUGUGCUGAGCUCUGCCGGGGGUUCCACAUCCAGACCUCUGCUGGUGCUCUCCUGUGUCUCCAGAGAAGAACCAGAAGCAGUUAUGACCACCAGCCAGCAAAAUAGCCCAUACAGAAACAGGGCCAGGUGUCGAACUCCCUGUGUUGACAUGGCAAAGAGACUCGGCCUACCGCAACUGGCUAACCCCUGGAUGGUGCAGGAUACGGUGGCAGAAUCCCUGUCAGGUAUUCUGGAGGGCAUUUCCUGGUUGCUGAGAUGUUCCGGAGUCAAACUCUAAGGUAGCUAGUUCCCUGACUCCUGCGGCUGCCAGACGAAUUAAAACCACAGACCUCAUUGCUGCGUCAUCCCGACACCAAGACACACUACGGUAUUUUUCUUGAGUAAUGUGCACCACGUGUGCACUGAAUGUCUGACUGGAGCACUGCCUGUGAAAUUUAAUGAAUUGAAUGAGCAGCAGAAGAGAUGGUUUGCUGGCUAUUGUUCAUAAGGGAGACCUGACAGAGACCCUGAUCGUAUUUACAGAAUGAGCCAUAUGAAUAUGAAUUACAGCAGGAUAGAAAGUUAUACAAACAUCUGGGAGGUUCACAGUAACCCCAUGAGCUGGUUUUGCUGAACACUAAGUUCUAUGGAGCAGCUAUAAAUAUCCUGCUUGAAGUUACACUAACCAAAAACAUUGCUGGUACCUUUACUUCUGACUUGAGUUGUUUAUAGUCAGGAGUCUUUGCCAGCAACCUCCCUGCAAAAAGUCAGCUUAUGUAACUUUCAGACAAAACCUGCAGCCGUCUGAUCAAUGAUUUGCACUCUCAUACUGCAAAGAUGUGGCUUUUGGAGCUAAACUACGAUACAAGCAAUGGAAUUGAUUUACUUUGUUUUAAAUACUUCAUGUUUAUGCAAUUAAAAAAUGUUGCGUUUUGAUAAAUGGUAAAUGCUUUUGUGAUUUUAAAUGUUGACUUUAUUUGUUGCACAAUUAGUUUGUUCUACAAAAUUUUCUGGUGGCUCACUCUUUUAUUCUCAAAGCGCGCUUAUAACUCACUGUUAAACGUCUGUUAAAUGACCAGUACAUCACUGCUAAAUAAUUACAAUGACAAAAUUA
Messenger RNA from Seriola dumerili (greater amberjack), 2917 nucleotides. It is a transcript of the gene fbxo4, whose product is annotated as F-box protein 4. Gene Ontology annotation, cellular component: SCF ubiquitin ligase complex. Lineage: Eukaryota; Metazoa; Chordata; Actinopteri; Carangiformes; Carangidae. The record is from RefSeq and is a predicted model, not a curated record. Gene Ontology annotation, molecular function: protein binding. Bases 878 to 2101 code for a protein of 407 amino acids. The transcript has 7 exons. Gene Ontology annotation, biological process: SCF-dependent proteasomal ubiquitin-dependent protein catabolic process; protein polyubiquitination.